AGCAGAAGUUGAUAAAUUCGAUAGCUGAGUUGUGGCUGGACCAGGUACUUAUAUGGUGUAAGCUCGUAUCUACAAACAUGAAGUCGUGCCUGGUAAAGAAUUAGACAUUCCUAGUUGGACAAGAAAAGAAAGACCCAGUGACCCGUCAGCUUGAUGGUGCUGUAAAAGACCCUCAGUCAGGUCUCACUGAAAACUCUACACAACUGAAAACCUCUACACAAUUCUCAUCAUGAGGGAAACUAUGUCUGUAUGUGAACCUGAAGAUCUAAGAAAACGUUUAAAAAAAGAAGAAAGGUGUUCGGAAUGUAUAAGGAACACUCUACCCCUUAGAACUGUACGGACCAAUGGUGUGGUACCCCACCAAAGCAGGGUCUCCUGUAUGCCAAGUGUACACCCAGGCACAAGGGAGUUAACUAAAGUGCUGGUCACCGGUGGUGCAGGCUAUAUGGGACAUAACCUUGGAUUAGCUCUUGCAAAGUUGGGCUAUACUGUUAUUUUUUUUGAUAUACACAAGCCAGACUGGGAAGUUCCAAGUCGUGCUACAUUCAUAGAGGGUGACAUCCGGGAUUAUGAUGCACUGUAUGACAUUUGUGAAGGAGUUGAUUGCGUUUUCCAUGCAGCUUCCUUUGGAAUGUCAGGAUAUCAACAACUGCAGACGAAACAAAUUGAAUCCAUAAACGUUGGAGGAACACAAGUUGUCAUUGAUGUGUGCAUUCAUAGAAACAUUCCCAGACUUGUAUACACGAGUACUGUUAAUGUGGUGUUUGGUGGCAACAGCAUAGAAGAUGGUACUGAGGAAACAACAACUUACUAUCCCCUGGAAAAGCAAUUGGACUAUUAUUCCAAGACAAAGACAAUUGCUGAACAAAUGAUCCUGGCAGCUAAUGGCUCACUACUUAAAGGAGGUGGUAAACUUCAUACAUGUGUGUUGCGGCCUCCAGGAAUUUAUGGACCAGAUGAAAAAAGACAUUUGCCAAGACUGGUUGCAAAUGCAGAGAAGGGAUUAUUAUAUUUUAAGUUUUGGAAUAAGGAGACCAAGAUGAACUGGAUCCAUUUAUAUAAUCUAAUCGACGCUCAUAUACUUGCUGCAGAGGCUUUGACUGCCAGUAAAGGCUAUAUAGCUAGUGGAAAAGCCUAUUUUAUCCAUGACGGAGAAGAUGUCAGCUUUGAUGAUUGGUACCUACAUCCAAUAUUUGAAAAACUUGGUUUCUCAGAUCCGUGGAUAAUUAUACCCAGCUCUGUGGCCUAUGCUGCAGCUUUCAUUUUGGAAUAUCUGUAUCUCAUCUUAAAACCAUUUGCAUCAUUAGACCCAGUGCUCACCAGACAUGAGGUAAUGAAAAUUGUUGCGAUGCACACAUUCCGGAUAGAUAAGGCUCAGAAAGAGCUUGGUUACAACCCAAAAAAAUUCUCCAUGGCUGAAUCAGUGGAUCUUUAUAUGAAAACCAGGCCCAUUUCAUCACAGAAAAAUCAGAAUUUUGUAAAACUGUUGCUUAUUACAUUUGCUUUAUUAAUUUGUAUUUUGUAUCUACCUUUGCUUCUAUGGAACCAUUAGAUACCCCGCACCUCCAAUUAAAACCACCUAAAGUGUAUUGUUACCAAUAAUGGGGAGGAGGUUACAAUUUGAGAAGAAAAUCAGUAUGAUUUUUAUUAUGGCCAGGGCUGGAGAAUUACAUUUCUGCAGUUAUUUUGUUUAUUGGUAAUGAGAUUCUAGGGCACUCACAUACUUUGCAUUUUAAGAACAUUCUCUGAUAAGGUUAUUGUAGACGUUUGUAUAGAAAACUGCAUAUAGCAUGGUAAUAAGGAAUGGCCAUGAAUCUCACAUCUAAUAGAUUCCACAGAAAGAAAGAGAAACUUAUAUGGCACUGUAUACAUUUGGAAACUUAUAAAGGUACAGUAAGGGCCCAUAGACUUCUAGGGGUGUUGUAUUUUGUAUUAGCUAGAGUGGAGAGCACCUUGGAGGACCUGUCCUCUCCUCUCCUCCUGCAUUACACAGACAGUCGAUUAAUAUGAAAGGACAUAGUGUAAUACUUCAUUUCGCCUGUGGUGGCGGUGCAGGAAAAUUAAACACAUAUGGCUAGAUGACCCCCAUAAAUGAUAGCUGGUCUUUGGGGAUCCUGGCAGGGAGCUUAAAAGGGUUAUCCUAUGACUAAUGUAAAAAAUGAAAAUCAUACAGUACAUGAUAAUCUCUUUCUAACAAAGCUAGAACCAGCCCUGUACCCCACAUGGGCCCAGAGAUCUCCCCAGUCAUUG
This is a messenger RNA of Bufo gargarizans (Asiatic toad), 2250 nucleotides long. It is a transcript of the gene SDR42E2, whose product is annotated as short chain dehydrogenase/reductase family 42E, member 2. Gene Ontology annotation, biological process: steroid biosynthetic process. Bases 230 to 1552 code for a protein of 440 amino acids. The record is from RefSeq and is a predicted model, not a curated record. Gene Ontology annotation, molecular function: 3-beta-hydroxy-Delta5-steroid dehydrogenase (NAD+) activity. The transcript has 12 exons. Lineage: Eukaryota; Metazoa; Chordata; Amphibia; Anura; Bufonidae.